AUGCUCGUACAGUGCUUAUUGCAUUUACUAGACGGAAAUAAAGGUGUGCGACAUGAAGUAGUGCAAGUGUGGUGGGAGAGUGAUAGGAAUCUUUCAAGUAGAAUAAAGCAGCCUAGUCCUCCUUUGAUCCUAUAUGAUAUCCUCAAUGUGCCUCAGGCUAACUAUCAGCCUCAAGAUGGCGUAUAUGAAUACUAUGAAGCUUCGACCAAAUCUCCUUACGAAGUGGUCGAGGAUGCAUUCAUGUACUCAGUACGCUCUAAACUCACCGACCCAAGUUCCCUUCCAAAAGCUGAAAAGCAGCUUCUAACCGACACUUUUACCCACGUUGGAUGUGACUUAUUUAAGAGAGGAGGCGGUCAAAAGCUUAUAUGUAUUUUUGGCACCACGCUUGAUCAAGAUACUAGGGAAGAACCGUAUGUAGUGGGAGAACCAGGAUCAAAGUGCACCACAAAGUCGUUGGAACCUCUCAUGCCGCUAUGUAUUUAUACAGAAAAGAAACGAAAAAGCUCUUCAAACAAGUGAAC
This is a messenger RNA of Strongylus vulgaris, 524 nucleotides long. NCBI's taxonomy places the organism in Eukaryota, Metazoa, Nematoda, Chromadorea, Rhabditida, Strongylidae. The record is from the annotation of a GenBank genome assembly.